CGCUUAAAUUUCAACGCAGGUGGACAAAAUCUAAGGCAGAUGAGUCCUAUCUUUUAUUCCACUGAGUACCUGAAUUAUGCCUACAGAUGUCGUACGACAAGCUAUCAUCUCUAGCCUCUUUCCAACAGAUGCCGGAGAGAAUCUGCUUAUCCAUCUAAAAGUAUUUGAAGAUGUGAAGCAAACGGUUCAAGCAGAGGAUGAUGGCAACGCCAAGGCUCCAAAUAUCAUGGGAAAACCUCGAUAUCUAUGCUUAACACAAAAACGGAACAGAUUUCGGCUGUACAAAGUCAAGCGUAACCAAACAGGAACUUUUAGCGCUGUAAAAAGUUGGUUAUUGGAUGAUAUCAAGCAAAUUGAAAUCAUCGAUGCAAAUCAAUUUGCGAUGACCCUGAAUAAAUAUUAUCUUUGGGCAGUGGAAAAGCCCAAGGACAAAAACAUAUUCCUGGCUUAUUUAAUCCAGACAGCACGACGCGUCCUUACGAAGGUACCGAAGCUGGUGAAUAUUGAUGAAAAUUAUCUUUUGAGAUUUCUUCACACCAGUCCCAAUGCUGGGUCGUCUAGUCCGGCCACCGCAUCUUCUCCAUCAUCUGCACCGCGCUCUGAAGAUAUUCGUUCAUAUUCAGCAAUCUCAUCAAGCGGCUCGCAAAAUCAUCUACAGUCCCCAGUGGAAAGUGUGAAUCGAGAAGGAUCGGUGCAUGAAAACAACAUCCCUCGAUCGGGAUCCUUUGCAGAUAACUUGUUACCAAGAAAUUCUCCUGCUGUAUCCUCUGAUAUCCAGCCAUCUCCUAGCGAACGAAGUCGCUCGGACAUAUCCCAUUUAUCAAGCAACCAUGAUACCCCAACUCCUACCAAAGAAAUAGAGAGAAAAGAGCAGGAGCGAUUAAGAGACGCCAAACGAGAACGAGAGAAGCGAGAUAAAAAGGUUCAAGAAGAGAAAGCGCAACAAAAGAAAGCAAUUGAGAUGCAAGAUAAACUCGCUGAGCAAGCCUCCUUGAUGAACGUUGAAGAGUUGUUGACCGACUUUAACUGGAAAACAAGCGGAAAUGCAGCUGCUUUAGAAAAGCGCUUGUUAGGCGAAUUGCAUGCAUUGGAAGCAGCCAAUGUUCACGCUAUCAUCCAAUCAGACGAAAGAGUGCGCUCUGUAAUAGAACAUAUCGACGUUGCAUUGGAAGAACUAGAUACUAUGGAUCGCUGGCUUUUGUUAUAUAGCACAGAACUCAAUAGCAUGGGCGAUGAUAUUCGUAAAAUUGAAUCUCAGAAUAGAGGUUUACAGAUUCUGACAGCAAACCAGCACGAUCUCAUUGAGGAACUCGAUAAGCUUUUGAGCGCCAUUACUAUUCCAAAAUCGUGUCUAGAGAGCUUGAAAUACGAUUCUAUGGAUACUGCAGAAGACGUGGAGAAGAUACAGCAGUCCGCAGAAAGUUUGCGUAGAGUGUUAAAAAUCAAACUGGAUGCUGGAAUGCAAGAUAUGACCGCCGUACAAGAGAGAUUAGCGAUGUAUAUUGUUCACAGCAACAAUUUCAGUUCAAGGAUCUAUGAUUUCUUAAGAGCUCAGUUUGAUCAGCAGGCUCAUAUUGCUAAAGAGAUGAAAGCACGCGCGUCUCCAACUUCAACGCGCAAAGGUGGAAAUUUGACGGUUCAGCCACAUGAUACAGUCGUGGAUGCCCUCAUCAAAUAUCAAGGAUUCAACCUUUGGGAAAAAGAGAUGGAACCGCGAAUGUACAAUGAACUGCAAAGAGUAUGGCCGUGGAGAGUUUGGGUUACGUUGGAUAAGUUUAUUAAUUGUAUUCUACAGCACUAUGCACAGUCCAUGGCUCCUGUCUACGAAAUGGACAUCAGAGAAUUGAUCGAUGCGACACGAGUAUAUUAUACGACAUUACGAAAUCGAGGCCUUGAAGAACUGGAAUACAUCUUUAGAUCAGAGGAUUAUAGAACUGCACGUGCUCUGGCGCCAUAUGCCGCUAAAUUAAGUGGAGACGAUAAUCGGACGCAUCGUUACCGUCAUAUGCUGCGGGGUUCCAUGGAAGGUGUGAUGGGUGGAAGCGGAAACAGUAGCCGCAAUAGUAUCGAUGAAGACGAAAAAGCAGCUGAUGAGGCGUUUGCUCAAUUAAUGUCACAAAGUAUCAUGUUAGUCACUCGUGAGCAAAAUUUUAUGAGCGAUUUAUUCCAACUCUCGCUCGGUGCACCAUCAUCUUUCCUCGAACGAGGACCUGUGAUCCCGAAAAUUUGGAACAAAUCCGAUUUGUACCUUCGAAGAGAUAAAAACAGGGACGUAAAGGUGUCCAAAAAAAUCUUAAAUUGGAUAGAGAUAAUAUUCGAGACGCUGGAACCAAGCUUGGUCAGUUUGUUGGAAUAUGGAGUUAAAAGCGACCCUACUCAAUCCGUCAGUAUGCUGGCAGCGGCAGAAUUCCAGCAUGAGAAAUGGGAAGAUUCAGACCAAGUCUUCGUUUCCCGUUUAUGCACCUCACUUAUGCAACGAUUGGCACGCACGUUUGGUCGAUUCAUUAGCGAACAACUCAAAAUAAUUGAAGAAACAAAGGUCAGCUCGAAAAAACGCAAAGGCAUUCUUCCGUUCUUCCGUACAUUUCCUAUAUUUGCUCUCAGAUUGGAAGCCGCAGCUGCGAAUGUGGAUCCCGAAUCCGAGACUAGAAAGACGGUGAAUGACGCGUAUGAGAAGAUUAUCAAUGGCAUGAUGGCAAGCCUCGAUAGCAUCGCCAAAGAAAGCGAUCAAACUGGUGAUGAUAAGGAGCAACUGAACGCCAAUAUAAUGUAUAUAGAAAAUAUGCAUCACUUUUACCAUGAAUUACGAGCAAAUAAGCUCCACGUUUUGGAUAAAUGGACCAAAAUUGCAAAGUCGCAAUACGACAGCAGUCUCAAUGCUUACAUCAAAGUCAUCAUCCGCCGUCCUUUGGGUAAACUCCUGGAAUUUUUCGAAGGCGUGGAAGCUAUGAUGCGCACAAGUACUCCAGAAGAAGUAUCUUUCCAUAUCAACUACAACAAGGCUCAGCUGCGAAGAGUAAUUGCCAUGUAUCCUGCGAAAGAGAUUAAAAAAUCGUUGGAGCAACUUUACAAGCGCGUCGAUAAACACUUUUCAGAAGAAGAAGGUUUAUUACAAGUGGUGUGGCGUGGCAUCCAAGAGGAAUUUCUUCGUCAACAUGAAAAAAUGGAGGAAUUGAUUCAGAGAUGCUACCCCGAUGCUGGUAUCCACUUGGAGUUUACAGUACAAGAUCUUUUGGCGAUGAUGAGCGAACUUGCACGGAAAGUUAAUGUGUAAAGCAAUCGAUCCCAUGCCAGUUAUGAUACCUAUCUGCGAUGAAAUCAGAGGAAUAAAAUUUUUAAUUGCAG
Messenger RNA from Radiomyces spectabilis, 3345 nucleotides. RefSeq names its product exocyst complex component Sec3-domain-containing protein. Bases 77 to 3274 code for a protein of 1065 amino acids. NCBI's taxonomy places the organism in Eukaryota, Fungi, Mucoromycota, Mucoromycetes, Mucorales, Radiomycetaceae. Gene Ontology annotation, biological process: exocytosis; Golgi to plasma membrane transport. The record is from RefSeq and is a predicted model, not a curated record. The transcript is spliced from 21 exons. Gene Ontology annotation, molecular function: phosphatidylinositol-4,5-bisphosphate binding. Gene Ontology annotation, cellular component: plasma membrane; exocyst.